AUGCCCGGGGUAGCUUGGCUGUUUUACUCCAUGCUGGUGCUGCUCCUGCUGGCCCUGCUGGGGGCUGCUCUGUUCUUCUGGCAGCAUACUCCAGCAAGGAACAAGAUCCCCAGGGCACAGAGGCGUAGAGUGGUAGCUUUGCAGCAGAUGGAGGCACUGGCAAAGCGUCUCCGGCAGCAGGAGCCAUCCCUGGACCCCAAGCCCAUCCUGGAGCUGCCCCUGGAGACACUGGUCCAGAAGCUGCAGGAUGAAGAACUCAGUGUGGAGAGCGUCCUGUGUAGCUACUUAGAGGAGGCACUGAAGGUACACCAGGAGGUGAAUUGCCUGACGGAUUUCCUGGGUGAGUGUGAGGAGCAACUACAGGCAUUGAAGAAGCUUAGGAAGACUGAGAGAGGCCUUCUUUAUGGGGUCCCUGUCAGCCUCAAGGACCCCUAUGACUGCAAGGGCCAUGAUUCUACAUGUGGUCUGACCCAGUUCCUGGAGAAGCCAGUGGCCAAGGACGGGGUCAUUGUGCAAGUGCUCAAGGCUCAAGGAGCUAUUCCCUUUGUUAAGACCAACAUCCCUCAGACACUGUACAGUUUUGAUUGCAGCAACCCCAUCUAUGGACAGACUCUGAACCCUCUGAACUUAAAGAAGACACCAGGGGGCUCCUCAGGGGGUGAGGGAGCCCUGCUGGCAAAAGGAGGUUCCAUCCUGGGCAUGGGUACUGACACUGCUGGCAGCAUCCGUGUACCAGCCAGCUUUUGUGGUAUCUGUGGCUUCAGGACCACAGGAUACCGCCUCAGCCUCUCUGGAGUUUCCAGUGCUGUCAAAGGCAAGAUAUCAGUGACUACAGUGGCUGGCCCCAUGGCCCGGGAUGUGGAGAGCCUGGCCCUGUGUCUGCGAGCCCUGCUAAGUGAAGACAUGCACCGACUGGACCCUACUGUGCCUUUUAUGCCCUUCAGGGAGGAGGUAUACUCCAGUAACCAGCGCCUUCGAAUUGGCUUCUGUGAAACAGAUGGCUUCACCCAGCCAUCUCCUAGCAUGGCCAGGGCUGUGAGGCUCACCUCCAGGCUGCUCCAGGAUGCGGGACAUCAGGUCAUCCCCUUCUCCAUCCCCCAUAUAAAGUAUGCUGUCAAACACCUGUUUGAGGGGGGUCUGUUUGCUGAUGGAGGGGCCACCCUUCUGGAGAAGCUUGAGGGGGACAUUGUGGACCCCUGCAUAAAGGGAAUGGUCAACUGGCUCCGCCUGCCAGACCUACUCAAGUGUUUCUUGGCCUGGAUCCUGAAGUACACAGUGAGUAUGGGACCAAGGACUCCCAAGAAACUGUGGGAGCAGCACGCAGCAGUGCAGGAAUAUCAGCAAAAGUUCAUAGCCAAGUGGAGGUCCCUGGACCUGGACGUGCUGCUGAUGCCAGCUAUGGACCCCGCCUUCCAUAUAUGCUAUUCUGAGAUAGGAACAGAUAUUGCCUCCUACACGGGCCUGUACAACAUCCUGAACUUCCCUGCUGGCGUUGUGCCGGUCACCACUGUGACGCCGCAGGACGAGGAGGAACUGGCCUUCUACACGGGAUACUACAGAGAUAGUACCGACAAAAAUUUCCAGAGGAGACUGCUGGUGCCCCGUCCAUCCGUGUCGCCUAGCGCUCCGGGGACGCUGCAGUGCUUCCCGGCCUCCGCAUUCCUGCAGCCGCUGACUGUUGGCUACUCAUGGGUCAUGGUCAGCUUCUUCUCUGGGGAACAGCCUUCAGCUGCCUCACCCAAGGAAUUCUCCUCCUUUACUGGCUUUUUCAAGUUCCAAGGUCGAGGAUGGAAGAUUAGGUCUCUUCAGGGGGACCUAGAGAGGCUACCUUCCUCUGGCCCCAUCCCUGCUGCCCGCACGUUUAUGCCAGUCAGAAGCCUCCUGAAGGCUCGACAGUCAGAAGCCAACAACGUCCAGUCCACAGAGAAUGGGGAGCCUCAGAGCCCCUCUGGCGCAGCAGACCUCGCCAACACGGGCGGUGACCACGCGAUCCACACCAUCGGACUCGUCGUAUUGGUCACCAACAUCACUGACGAAUUUCGUGCUCCAGCUUCCCCGGCCCAAGGACGCGGCUGCGGGGUGGAAGGCGCCUGCCGGGCAGGGGCCUCGCCCGGCCCAGCCCGCCGACCCGCCGCGGGCCCCGCUCCUUCCCAGGCGCCCCCGCGCCGCCGGCGCUUUGAAGUCCCAAUCCGGCAAAUAGAGUCAAUCAAUUAUGAAGGGAACAAUCUGGCGGCCCCUCGGGGAGCGGCGGCCGAGCGAUCCCGGGGGAUUAGGCCGCAAAUCGCGCUGAGCCUCCCUAAGUGA
This is a messenger RNA of Herpailurus yagouaroundi (jaguarundi), 2304 nucleotides long. RefSeq names its product vitamin D3 hydroxylase-associated protein-like. The record is from RefSeq and is a predicted model, not a curated record. Lineage: Eukaryota; Metazoa; Chordata; Mammalia; Carnivora; Felidae. Gene Ontology annotation, biological process: fatty acid catabolic process. The coding region runs from base 1 to 2304 and encodes 767 amino acids. Gene Ontology annotation, molecular function: fatty acid amide hydrolase activity; amidase activity. The transcript has 17 exons.